Messenger RNA from Arabidopsis lyrata subsp. lyrata, 3056 nucleotides. Its product is annotated as putative pentatricopeptide repeat-containing protein At1g31840. NCBI's taxonomy places the organism in Eukaryota, Viridiplantae, Streptophyta, Magnoliopsida, Brassicales, Brassicaceae. Gene Ontology annotation, molecular function: protein binding. The record is from RefSeq and is a predicted model, not a curated record.
AGCAGAGGAAGAAUCCGCUUCACCUGUGGAUCUAUCCCGACGGUUGUCUGGCCGCUUGCUGAUUUAACAGCUCUUUCUUUCUGCACUUUUGCUCAAAGACUAUGUCACUGUAAUCGACAUAGCCUUCGAUACAUAGUGCAAUUUCACAAACCUCUUAAGCCCAUUCACAAAGAACAACACAAGAAAUUUGAACCAAUAAAACAAAAAGAAUCAAACUUUGCUACCGACUAAGGAUAUUAUGUAAAUUUGAGCAAAACCCAUGUAAGAAAUCAUCUAUAUCAGCAAAUGAAUCAUAAACUCCGACGCCGGAGAUUUACUUAGCGCGGCGGUGGAAACAAGAGUAAGAGAAUUAGGGUUUUGAGAGAAGAGAAUCGGUUCCGUUAAAUAAAGAAACGUAUUUCAUCAGACUAUUGGGCCGGACCAAUAAAGCCCAUAAGUCGGGUCGGGUUGAGAUAAACCGGGUCCUUGCAACGGCGGCUAAUAAUAAAAUUAGGGUUUAACGAUGGAGAGAGUCGCUUCCAUUAAAUAAAUCUAUUGGGCUGAUCCACUAAAGGGCCCAUUAGUUAUGUCGGCUUGCGUGUUUGAAAAAUCAAGGAAAAAGAACGAAUUCGCUCUGUUUCCGCGGCAAUGGGAACUCUGUGAAAGAUGUUUCUUUUUUCUUCAUCGUCUUUACAAUUACGCAAGAUUUUCCCGCCGAUUUUCUCUGUGUUCGUGAAGCUGAAUUGCCUGAACUCUCGUGGGUUUUCGUCUGAUUCUGCUAAAACCCUCGCCGCCGGUGUCUCUAAAGCAAUCAAAGAAGGAAACUUUAACUUAUUAGAUUCUGUCUACGGCUCAAAUUUGCAACGAAACGAGACGAAUCUGGUCCUUCUUUCGCUUGAAUCAGAACCCAAUUCUGCGCGAUACUUUCGAUGGGCAGAGAUGUCUGGACGGGCUUCUUUCUAUACCAUUGUAUAUAGGAUGCUAAAUUCUUUGAUUGAUGCUUCUCGUAUUGACUUAAUAGCUGAUAGUUUUGAUAAACUAUGUAGAGGAGGAACUGUGCCUUUUGGUGUGAGUGCUCAUGGAUUUGUGUUGGAUGCUCUUUUCCGAAAAGGAGAGGUUACAAAGGCUUUAGAUUUUCACCGGCUAGUGAUGGAGAGAGGUUUUCGUGUUGAUAUAGUUUCUUGUAAUAAGAUUUUAAAGGGUCUUUCGGUUGAUCAGAUAGAGGUAGCUUCUCGGAUGUUAAGUUUGGUGUUGGAUUGUGGUCCGGCACCUAAUGUGGUGACUUUUUGUACGUUGAUUAAUGGGUUUUGCAAAAGAGGCGAAAUGGAUAGAGCAUUCGAGCUUUUUAAAGUUAUGGAACAGAGAGGGAUAGCGCCAGACUUGAUCGCUUACAGUACUCUGAUUGAUGGAUACUUCAAAGCUGGGAUGUUAGGAAUGGGUCAUAAACUUUUCUCGCAGGCCUUACAUAAAGGCGUGAAGUUGGACGUGGUUGUCUUCAGUUCAACCAUUGAUGUAUAUGUAAAAUUCGGGUAUUUAACAACAGCGUUUGAUGUGUACAAGAGAAUGUUGUGUCAAGGGAUUUCCCCUAAUGUGGUUACUUACACCAUUCUCAUAAAAGGCUUGUGCCAGGAUGGUAGGAUUUACGAGGCUUUUGGGAUAUAUUGUCAGAUCUUGAAACGUGGUCUGGAGCCAUCCGUUGUCACUUAUAGCAGUCUCAUUGAUGGUUUUUGCAAGUAUGGGAACUUGAGAUCCGGGUUUGCUUUGUAUGAGGAUAUGAUAAAGAUGGGUUAUCCACCUGAUGUUGUCAUUUAUGGUGUGCUUGUCGAUGGCCUUUGUAAGCAAGGGCUCAUGCUUCAUGCUUUGAGAUUCUCUGUUAAGACUCUAGGCCAGUCGAUCCGGCCCAAUGUUGUAGUUUUUAAUUCCUUAAUAGAUGGCUGGUGUAGAUUAAACCGUUGUGACGAGGCUUUGAAGGUGUUUAGAUUAAUGGGGAUAUAUGGUAUAAAACCUGAUGUAGCCACAAUUACCACGCUUAUGAGGGUGACUGUCAUGGAAGGUAGAUUAAAAGAGGGAUUAUUUCUAUUUUUCCGGAUGUUCAAAAUGGGUUUGGAACCUGAUGCUGUAGCAUUCUGUACCCUAAUGGAUGCAUUCUGCAAGAAUAUGAAGCCAACCAUUGGGCUUCAGCUUUUUGAUCUUAUGCAGAGGAAUAAAAUUCCUGCGGACAUCGCAGUAUGUAAUGUUGUUAUUAAUUUGCUUUUCAAAGGACAAAGCGUGGAGGAGGCUUCUAAGUUCUUCAAUAAUCUUCUUGAAGGAAAGAUGGAGCCUGAUAUUGUGACAUAUAACACAAUGAUAUGCGGCUACUGCUCUUUGAGAAGGUUAGAUGAAGCAGCGAGGAUUUUCGAGAUGCUAAAAUUUACACCUUUUGGACCCAACGCCGUUACUUUGACUAUACUUAUCCACACACUCUGUAAAAAUAGUGAUAUGGAUGGUGCUCUAAGGAUGUUCUCCAUAAUGGCGGAAAAGGGCCCCAAACCGAAUGUUGUCACAUACGGUUGUCUAAUGGAUUGGUUUUCAAAAUCCAUCGAUAUUGAAGGUUCGUUCAAGCUUUUUGAGGAUAUGCAAGAGAAAAGUAUAUCUCCAAGCAUAAUCAGCUAUAGCAUCAUAAUCGACGGUCUUUGCAAACGAGGAAGAGUGGAUGAAGCAACAAAUAUAUUCCAUCAAGCCAUAGAUGCAAAGAUACUACCUGAUGUUGUUGCCUACGCAAUUCUUAUCCGUGGUUGUUGCAAGGUUGGAAGACUCGUUGAAGCUGCAUUGUUGUAUGAACAUAUGUUAAGAAAUGGAGUCAAACCAGAUGAUUUGCUGCAACGAGCCCUUUCAGAAUAUAAACCCCCAAAAUGGUUGAUGAGCAAAGGGGUCUGGGUACACGAUAAACCAAUACCUGAUUAAGGAGUGAGUGUGCUUCAUUACUGGUGAGCUCUUUAAAACUACAUAUCUGGUUUACAGAGGAAUCAAAUGUACGAUGUUGUCCAUGUGAAGUCUAAGGAGAAGAAAUUAAUAAAUAUAUGUUGAUUCGAGCUUUU